AUGGCUCCUUUCAACUACGGCCACUCUGUCGCCGAUGCGGUUCACAAUGCACUUUCAAAGCUCUCGAGACGAAUCAAUAUACCACUUACUCCCACCAGCCCUCCUGGCCUUGUACAAGCCAACGUUGUCGACCCUUGGUCGAAAUCAGGAAAAUAUGGUCUAGGAUGGACCUACUUUGCGCUGGCACUCGUUGUGUCCGUCGUCGUGGUGCGCGCCUGGCAUUUUUGGCAGGACAAGAUCCGCCAGGCCAUCUAUAAGCAAGAGCUGGAAAACCAUUACAGAACAACAUAUAAUGUCGACUCGGAAGUCUUUCUCUCGGCUCUCCGAACCGGCCAAGGGACGCAGUUUUUCCCAGAAGGCCCCAACAUCGGCGAGAAGCAAUUUCGUCCCAAGGCGCACUUUUCUUCGGUUGGCAUCAUCAACGACACACUGGCGUUAUUUCGAUGGGUCUUCUACAGACCUAUUCCCGACGUUGUCAUUUUUAAAUAUCGCUUCACAUUUUCGUCACUGGCCGUCCUAGCAUGCUCAUUCAUUGCCGUCGUUUUUGUGACACUCUACUGCUUCCUUCAGCAACCUCUAUAUUGGCAGAGCAUUCAAUUUGGGUCGCCUCCUCUGGCAAUCAGAUCGGGCAUGAUAUCUGUGGCGCUGACGCCUUGGAUCAUUGCCACCAGCAUGAAGGCCAACCUUUUGACUCUUGUUAUUGGCAUCGGUCCAGAGAGGCUCAACGUUCUACACCGCUGGCUUGGCUACCUCUGCCUGUUCUUGGCCCUCGUUCACAUGAUCCCAUUUUAUAUCCAGCCUGUUUGGAAAGAUAAUGGCAUGUCGGUCUUUUACAAACUCUUCCCCGACGGCAGCGGCAUGAUUUACGGUACCGGCAUUGCUUGCAUCGUUCCUCUUAUUUGGCUUUGCGUGGCGUCUCUGCCCUGGAUUCGCAGAAUUGCAUACGAAACAUUUGUGAUUUUGCACAUUCCUGCUGGUAUCCUCUAUACUGCUCUGCUGUUCUGGCAUACAAAGAACUUCUUGAUGUCCUGGAGUUAUCUUUACGCUACCCUUGCCAUCUGGUUCGUCUGCUACAUCAUGCGUUUCUUCCGACUCAACUGGGUGCGGCCCUGGCGGCUGUCCUUUAUGGUUGGCGAUGAAGCUGCCGUGACACUCAUGGCAGAGAACUGCGUCAAAGUCACCAUUCCCACACAAAUGCGCUGGCGACCUGGCCAAUACGUCUAUCUGCGUAUGCCUGCCAUUUCAGUCUUCGAAAACCAUCCAUUUACCAUCUCAUCUCUCUGCAGUGAGGAUUUUCCCUCAGAAUAUGGCGAAGACUACCGAGACUGUGUUCUCGUCUUCCGACCCUAUGGUGGCUUCACAAAGAAGGUCCUUGACACGGCGAUGCAAAACGGCCCCUUCCACACAUACCGUGCAUUUCUAGAUGGACCCUACGGUGGCAUGCGGCGAGAUCUCGCUGCUUUUGAUACCUGUAUACUGAUUGCUGGCGGCAGUGGCAUCACUUCCCUCAUGUCCCAGCUUCUGAACCUCAUUAAGCGCAUGCGCGACGGCAAGGCCAUCACCCGCAAGGUCGUCGUCGUUUGGGCCAUGAAGAAGAUGGACUCGAUGCAGUGGUUCCGCGACGAGCUGAGCCUGUGCCGCGAGUCGGCGCCGCCCGAGAGCGUGACGUGCAAGUUCUUCGUCACGUCCGCCGUGCGCGACCGCCAAAACUUUGCCGGCAUGCAGAUGACGGCGCCCAUCAACGGAGGAGCCGGCGCGGCGGCCGCCUCGCACAAACGCCAGCUGUCCCAUCUCCUUCACAAUAAGCUCGACGGCUUCGUCGCUGGAGUCGCGUCGAAACGCAAUUCGGCGCUUAUCUACGACGAGGCCAAGGGCGAUCCCGAGCGUGAGCGAGAGCUGCGUGCGGAGAAUGAGGAUAAAAUCACCGCGCUCCCGCCGCAAAAGUACCUGCAGCCACACCCACCCCAGCAUCAACACCACGCCCAGCCGCCUCCUCCCCCGCAGCAGCAGCAACAGCACGAGUACGACGACGACGAGGCGCAGCGGCCGGUCAAUGCCAACGGCUUCCCCAUUGACAAGAAGCCCGACCACGACACCGAGUUCCACUUCCCGCCUCUCCAUCGCGAGAACCCGCCGCACUUCAACUACGCCCCGGGGACCUUUAGCCACGACCUCGAGGAUGGCGACGCCGUGCCGCACCCGCCCGAGCUCGCCCACCUGCGCACCACCAACAUCGCCAACCCCGCCAUGCCGUCAUCCGCCAAGCCGCGGCCGACAUCUACGUUUGGCCCGCCCUCGGGCUUCGACUUUGGCUUCCCCGCGACGCCGACCGAGUUCCAGAAGAGCUUGAUGCGGUCCGCCUUUCCCGUCCCGCACGAGAUUGACGGCGGCUGGAGCCUCGAGUACGGCCGUCCGGAGCUGGGCUACAUGCUGCGCCAGUGGGCGACGGGCGGUGCCGACGGGCGCGGCAUCCUCGGCCGCCGGACGGCCGUCUUUGUCUGCGGCCCGCCGGCGAUGCGCGUCGGCGUGGCGAAUACCGUCGCGCAGCUCCAGGCCGAGAUUUGGGGCGACGACGAGCUGGAGGAGAUUUUCCUGCAUACGGAGAAUUAUGCCCUGUAA
Messenger RNA from Akanthomyces muscarius, 2619 nucleotides. RefSeq lists its product as uncharacterized. Gene Ontology annotation, biological process: intracellular iron ion homeostasis; copper ion import; iron ion transport. The transcript has a single exon. Gene Ontology annotation, cellular component: plasma membrane. Bases 1 to 2619 code for a protein of 872 amino acids. The record is from RefSeq and is a predicted model, not a curated record. Gene Ontology annotation, molecular function: ferric-chelate reductase activity. NCBI's taxonomy places the organism in Eukaryota, Fungi, Ascomycota, Sordariomycetes, Hypocreales, Cordycipitaceae.